Molecule: messenger RNA, 1935 nt
Organism: Gastrolobium bilobum
Lineage: Eukaryota; Viridiplantae; Streptophyta; Magnoliopsida; Fabales; Fabaceae
Product: UDP-glucuronate:xylan alpha-glucuronosyltransferase 1-like
Exons: 4
Coding region: 1-1935 (644 amino acids)
Biological process (GO): xylan biosynthetic process
Molecular function (GO): glycosyltransferase activity
Source: RefSeq, a predicted model, not a curated record
AUGAGAGGAAAAAUGGGUACUUCUCCUCAUGCUGUUGAAGCUCGACACCGUUUGCCUGCAUCCUUUGAAGAUUUAUACAAACGAAGAUUGCCAAGAAGCAAAGUGAAAGAUGUAGAGAAGCCUUUCCAUUUAUCUAUCCAAGAUAGGAACUCAAGAUGCAAGUUUUCUUUCUUAAAACUUAUCCUAUUGAUAACCAUUUGCGGCACUUUUGUAACGCUCCUAUACUCUCCGGAGGUUUACAAUACCAACCAUUUAUCAAGCUCUAGCUCUCGUCAUAAUUUUGUGAACAGGUGGAUAUGGGGUGGUUCAGAUCCUCGGUAUAUGUCGAAUAUAGAUACUGACUGGAAUGAUAUAUUGAAAAUUACCGAAAAGCUGAAAGGUAAAAAUGAAUUUCAAGGGAUUGGACUUGUAAAUUUCAAUAAGACUGAAACAAACCACUGGGAGCAUCUUAUUCCUGAUGCUACACAUGUUGUUCUGCCCUUGGACUAUGCUGCAAAAAACAUGACAUGGGAGUCACUAUACCUUGAAUGGAUUGAUGAGGAAGAAGAAACUGAAGUUCCUGUUUGCCCUUCUUUACCAAGUCUUAGAUCUCCUGGAAUAAGACUUAAUCUCAUUGCUGUGAAGCUUCCUUGUCGUAAUGGGGGGAAUUGGUCUAGAGAUGUUGCUCGUUUGCACCUUCAGCUUGCAGCUGCUGCUCUUGCAGCCUCUUUCAAAGGCAAUUACUCCGUUUAUGUUCUCUUUAUUACCAAUUGUUUUCCAAUACCAAAUCUGUUUACAUGCAAAGAACUAGUUGGACGUGAAGGGAAUGCAUGGUUAUACAGACCAAAUUUGAGUGUUCUGAGAGAAAAAGUCCAGCUUCCUGUAGGAUCUUGUGAACUUGCACUUCCUAUGAGAGGCAAAGAGCUGGUAUACAAUGGAAAUGCUCCAAGAGAAGCCUAUGCAACAAUUCUACAUUCAGCUCAUGUUUAUGUUUGUGGAGCUAUAGCUGCUGCACAAAGCAUCCGCAUGUCUGGAUCAACUCGAGACCUUGUGAUACUUGUUGAUGAGACAAUCAGUGGAUACCACAGAAGUGGUUUGGAAGCAGCAGGGUGGAAGGUUAGAACAAUACAGAGAAUCAGAAACCCCAAAGCUGAAAAAGAUGCUUACAAUGAAUGGAACUACAGCAAAUUCCGGUUAUGGCAGCUUACAGAUUAUGACAAGAUAAUAUUUAUUGAUGCAGAUUUACUCAUACUAAGAAACAUUGAUUUCCUAUUUGGAAUGCCAGAAAUCAGUGCAACUGGAAAUAAUGCCACUCUUUUUAACUCGGGUGUCAUGGUUGUUGAGCCAUCAAAUUGCACAUUUCAUCUCUUGAUGGAUUAUAUUAAUGAGAUUGAGUCUUACAAUGGAGGGGACCAGGGAUAUUUGAAUGAAAUAUUUACAUGGUGGCAUAGGAUACCAAGACACAUGAACUUCUUGAAGCAUUUUUGGAUUGGUGAUGAGGAGGAGAAGAAACAGAUGAAAACUAUGCUGUUUGGUGCUGAGCCUCCAAUUCUGUAUGUUCUUCACUAUCUAGGUUUGAAGCCUUGGUUAUGCUACAGGGACUAUGAUUGUAACUGGAAUGCUGAUAUAUUUCAUGAGUUUGCAAGUGAUGUUGCACAUGAAAAGUGGUGGAAGGUGCAUGAUGCAAUGCCUGAGCUUUUGCAGCAGUUUUGCAUGUUGAAGUCAAAGCAGAAGGCACAGUUAGAGUGGGAUCGUAGACAGGCUAAGAUAGCAAACUAUACAGAUGGGCAUUGGAGAAUUGAAGUUAAAGAUAGGCGCUUGAAGAAAUGUAUAGAUAAUUUGUGCAAUUGGAAAAGCAUGUUGAGGCAUUGGGGAGAGACAAAUUGGACAGAUGAUGAGUCUUACACUCCAACACCACCUGCUAUUACCACCACAUCAUCUCUUCCUGCUUUAUGA